Molecule: messenger RNA, 662 nt
Organism: Striga hermonthica
Lineage: Eukaryota; Viridiplantae; Streptophyta; Magnoliopsida; Lamiales; Orobanchaceae
Source: the annotation of a GenBank genome assembly
AUGUUACACCACAAAGUACUGCAACACGUAUCGCUGAUGAUGCACCUGAGCAGGUAGUACCUCGUCCUAGUGGGAGGGUUGUCCUGCAACCCGAACGGUUCAUGUGUCUGGGAGAGUCUUCUGAGGCCGACCCAGACGUUCUUGAAACCGACCCAUGGACAUACAAUGAGGCACUCCAAGAUCGGGACGCAGAGUCCUGGCAAAAGGCGAUGAAGUCUGAAUUAGAGUCAAUGGACACUAAUCAGGUCUGGGAUCUUGUAGAGCCACCCAGUGGCGUUGGAGCCAUUGGAUGCAAUUGGGUCUAUAAGAGAAAGAGAGGAUCAGAUGGGAAGGUUGAGACCUUCAAAACUAGGCUUUUCACGAGACUUGCAGCUUUUGUUCCGGAUUUGGUCCACACGGAGGCCCAGCGAGCGCAGCGUUUCAUUGACGGGCUUUACCCAGCAGUCCGUCAUAACAUCGUAGGCCACGGGACUCAGACGUAUGCACGUGCAGUCUCCAUUGCUCAGGAGGUAGAUGCUAGCCUUAGGAGGGAGGCCGUUCGUGGUCAGUCGUCUUCAGUUCCACCGGUGCCAGCUUUACCAUCUACCCAGCCGCCCAAGAACAACAAGAGGAAGGAUAAGGGUGCCCAGACAGAUAAGAGGGCUCGACGGAGGCUACAGCAG